GGCGGGAGGGAGGAGAGGAGGACCCAGAGAGCGCCAGGCAGCUGGAGUUUUGCAGCGCUUGGCCGGGCUUCAAUGCACAGCAGCAGCGAGCCGCGGCGGCAGCAGGCAGCCCGGGAGCUCCGGCGGCGGCCGAGCCAGAGGCGGCCCCGCUCCCUGCCCCCUGCAAACUUUGCUAGCAGUCCGCCCGGGGGGCCGGGGACGCGCCUGGGAGGCUCGGCUUGGACCACGGCCGCACUCUUGGCCGCCGCAGCGCUAGCCGCCGCCGUCGCUGCUACCACCGCAGCUCCGCGCCUCCCCAGGGAGCUGCUGGCGGCUUCCGAGGCCCCCCAGCCCCGGCCCCUGGGCACUGCCCGGCUAGUCCCCGGCCAGGGGUGGGAGCAACAGCGGCGCAGUCAGCCCUGGGCUGCCAGGGGGUGGCCGUCACUGCCCAGGGAGACGCGCAGAGGCUCGCAGAGCGCUCCCCGGCGGGUCCCCAACGUACUCGCCGCCGCGCCCGGGCAGCGGCCCGACCCGGCUAGCAUGGGCGGCGCGGAGUGACGCCGCCGUGCCCGCUUGGCAUCAAGGACAUUCAGCCCGCGGGGGUGGGGACGAAGGGGGGCAGCCCCGCGUCGCCGCCGCAGCCCCUGAGAGCCACCGCUGUCGUUGCUUGGGCUCCGGGGCUGGAUGGAGGAUAGGGGUGCUUGGAAUUGAUCUACAUUUUCUGACCUUUUUGUUGGACAUUACGCCCACCUUGGACGCUGCAAGAGGAGCUGUCAAGCCCGGCAGGCUCUGAUUUGGCCCCCUCCGUUUUUCUCUGCUGCUCGUGGCUUCCCCGUGCCUUGGUGGAGUAUUUGCGUUCGGGGCUGGGGCUGGAGGAGGCAGCCACACGCGCGCACACGCACACGUUCAGAGGAGGGCGAGAGGCAGCGGUACAGGCACCAUCUGCAGUGUCAAUGCGGCGCUGGGGCUGAAGGAGGGAAACGCCGCGCUUCCAGGGGAGACAGCCCUGCUGAGUCCUGGCCUCCCGAAAGGGACGGUUGUGCUGGAGUGCCGCUGUGUCUGAUAGGACCUGUGUCUGAAAUGAAAGCCAUGCCCUGGAACUGGACUUGCCUGCUCUCCCACCUGCUGGUGGUAGGGAUGGGUUCCUCUACCCUGCUUCCGCGCCAGCCACCCCAGAUGUCUCAGAAGCCCUCUUUUGUCACAUUCCGAGGGGAGCCCACCGAGGGCUUCAAUCACCUUGUGGUGGAUGAGAGGACAGGGCACAUUUAUUUGGGGGCUGUCAACAGGAUCUACAAACUCUCUAGUGACCUCAAGGUCUUGGUGACUCAUCAGACAGGGCCAGACGAGGACAACCCCAAGUGUUACCCACCUCGGAUUGUUCAGACCUGCAAUGAGCCCCUGGCCAGCACCAAUAACGUCAACAAGAUGCUGCUUAUAGACUACAAAGAAAACAGGCUGAUUGCAUGUGGGAGCCUAUACCAGGGUAUCUGCAAGCUCCUGAGGCUUGAGGACCUCUUCAAGUUGGGAGAGCCCUUUCACAAGAAGGAACACUACCUCUCGGGGGUUAAUGAGAGUGGUUCAGUCUUUGGGGUGAUCGUUUCCUACAGCAACUUCGAUGAUAAACUAUUUAUUGCCACAGCAGUAGAUGGCAAACCUGAAUAUUUUCCUACCAUCUCCAGCAGGAAGCUGACUAAGAACUCUGAGGCGGAUGGCAUGUUUGCUUAUGUUUUCCAUGAUGAAUUUGUGGCCUCUAUGAUUAAGAUCCCUUCAGACACCUUCACGGUUAUCCCCGACUUUGACAUUUACUAUGUCUAUGGUUUCAGCAGUGGCAACUUUGUCUACUUUUUGACCCUUCAGCCAGAGAUGGUGUCCCCCCCAGGUUCCACGACCAAGGAGCAGGUGUACACCUCAAAGCUUGUGAGGCUCUGCAAAGAGGACACAGCCUUCAAUUCCUAUGUAGAGGUGCCCAUUGGCUGUGAGCGCAGUGGGGUGGAGUAUCGCUUACUACAGGCUGCCUACCUGUCUAAGGCUGGUGCAGUGCUCGGCCGGACCCUGGGUGUCCGCCCAGAUGAUGACCUCCUCUUCACCGUCUUCUCCAAGGGCCAGAAGAGGAAGAUGAAAUCUCUGGAUGAGUCUGCCCUGUGCGUCUUCAUCUUGAAGCAGAUCAAUGAUCGCAUUAAGGACCGCCUACAGUCCUGUUAUAGGGGCGAGGGAACGCUUGACCUGGCCUGGCUCAAGGUGAAGGACAUCCCUUGCAGCAGCGCGCUCCUUACCAUUGAUGACAACUUCUGUGGCCUGGAUAUGAAUGCUCCUCUGGGAGUGUCUGAAAUGGUACGUGGCAUUCCAGUCUUCACAGAAGACAGGGACCGCAUGACCUCCGUCAUCGCAUACGUCUACAAGAAUCACUCUCUGGCCUUCGUGGGCACCAAAAGUGGCAAGCUAAAAAAGGUAUUGCAAAGGGCUACAGGCACCUUCUUCACACUUCCCUGGUAUCGUCAGUUAAGUUGCCUCCAAGAGGACCUUUGUGGAACUCACCAUUCCUUGUCUGGUUCUCUGCCUUUGCCACAUCUGUGCAUGCCAGUUGGUAAGCAGAGGGAGGGGCUGGGACAUCUUCCUUUUAAAGACAGUCAUCCCUCUCUGCAAGCUUUCCUUGUCUAGAUUAACGACAACAUCUGCAGAGCAGAGGUAUACUAGGACACACACAUGUCUUCAGGCAUCCAGGGAUUAUGGGCCAGCCAUGUUGUUACCCCUAUUUCAGUAACUUACGUGCGUGAGCACUCAACAGCAUGACCAUGACAAUACAUUACGUCAAGAAGUUAUUUUUAUCAAAGGCUCCAGCCUAACACCCUCUGCCAUGGGAAUAUUGUUUUCCCUGGUGGGAGAAAGAAGCUCUAUAGUGGCAUAGCUCCUGUGGCUAUGAGAACAGAGACCAACAUGUUGGCUCCAGAUAACUGAGCCCUUGAAAGAUUCUCAACCCCAGUGAGUUUCAAAUCAUUCCUUGCCCUGGAUGAAUCAGUGUGGUAUGAUCCAUGUGCGUGGAUUCCAGCCCAUUCUUUAAUACACUGGCUUGGUGCUUUCCUUACUCUAGGCAAGUGGUACUCAACUCUUGUCUGUAAUGAUUCAGAUGCCAUUAAUUCAAACCCACCAGGACAGUUGCUCGUUUGAUGUUCCCUUGGGGGAACAUUCCAGGAGGUCCCACUCUUACUGAUGUGGAACUCUCUGGGGGUCAGUGUGCAUUGAGGACAUCUGUUGAGGGUGGGGGAAAGUAAAAGAGAGAGAAAAAAAACAUCCUCUGGGCUCAGGCUGCAUGAGGGAACCAGAUCUGACUUGAAAAGAGCAGAGACUUGGAGGGGUAACAAAGCUCUCCAGAAGCUCUCCAGACUUGGUGAAUGCUAGGCUCAGAGGGUCUUCCCCUCAGGGAAAAGGACAACUGCUACCUCCUCUCGUGACUGGGCAAGACGAUCCUCCCUAGACCACUGCCUUAGUUUCCUCCCUUCAUGCAUGAGGAGAGAAUACAUGUUUUCUCUCAAUGACAGAAGCGAAUUGUUCCUAGGCAAUCCUCAAGUAACUAGGGUAGAGGAAACUGCAGAUCACAACCUGGAUUCACGUUGGUCUGAUUUCCUUUUGUUUUAGUUUCUUUUCAGUGUCAGAAUAUCACCUAAAUUAAACUUGCGGCACAGGCGUUGCAAGAUGUAAUAAGGUGUGUUGAAUGCAAAGGUCCCAAUGAAUAUAAAACGGCAUUGUUUAUAAAUAUUAGAUUUACAAGCAACUUUCCCCAACAUGCGUAUGCUGUGCUGUGUAGAACAGAGCAAGCAAGCCUGUGAUUAAGUAAUAAUGAUAAGAUUACAGCAAUUGGCACCACACUGAUGCUAAGUUUAUACCAUAACAAUUAGCCCUCAGAUGUGAUUUAAUACAGGCAGAAGCACAUACUUAAGAUCGGGUCUAAGAACUACUCAGAAAGCGAUCACAGAAAGUGUUCUGGGCUGGAGCCAUAAAAAUCGGGCCAGUAAACCUCCUUCAGCCAACCAGACAUUCUGUUAUUUGAUAAAACUAAUAAUGCAAAACUUAUUGCUAGAGCAGAAACGUCAUAAAAAUGUAGUAAAAAAUAAACAAGCACAUGGUUCUGGCAGAAGAGUUGAAAACAAGUGUGGAAAUUGAAGACAGCAAAGUAUAGCCAAGAAAGCGUCUUGGCAAGUGGGAAUGGGCGAUGUUCACAUGUAUUAGUGAAAAUUCUUGAGGAAUUUUGUGUGUUUUUCUCAUGUUUGAGCAAUAUUUUGGGAGGUGAUAUUUCAUACAUCCUUGCCUCUGUACCAAGAAUUUUCUCAUCCCAACCUUAUUUUGUAACAUACUUGGUUGGUGACGUCUGUUGCUAUGAUGGUGCCUUUUAGUAGAACUAUUUGAAGCUUGGAAAAACAAAGGAAAGAGGAAAAGGCUUGAAGGUUAUUAAGCCUCAGAAGCUUCAUUUUACCAGUGUUCUCCAAGUUAGCUUCCAUAACAUUCUGGAGGAGGAAGGGGUACUAUAACCCCACUUUACAGAGGAGGGAAGUAAAACUCUGGUGGGUGGGAGAUGGAUGUGGAUCCCUGCACAGCUCUAGGCUAGACCAUUAUACUCCUGCCUGGAGCAUCUCUUUUUGACAGAGGUGAGGAUAAAGUAAGUCAAGCCAAGGUUCAGACUCAGAUCCAUUGAUAGAAAAUUUGCCUUUGAUCUCAACCACUGCAUAAAGCUAGGCUUGGUGACAUCAACCUGUAAUCCCUGAGCUCAGGAGGUAAAGGCAAGAGGAUCAGAAGGCCAUGGUUAUCUAUUCCUGGUUACACCACAAGGGAGAGCUGAGUCCUCAGGUAGGACCUGCUGCUGGCCUGAUGAACUCACAACUUCCCAUAGUAGAAAAACUCUUUUCCUGUUUUCCUUUUCUAUUCAAAUUCCACCUGCCCAAGGGCCAUUUGGGGUUCAAAGACCAAGGUAUAGUAUUUCUAGCUUUAAAUCCUCUGCUUCAUCAUGGCCUCAUCAGAAGGCCCAGCUUCCUGCAAUCAGUCAGUGGCUCUCUCUGCAGUUGCAUCCAGAGAGGCAAGGUAAACCUCUUGUCUCAGAGCUCUACUCAGAAGCCCACUGCACAGCCUGGUUGGUACCUUAGGUUAGGCUUCCAUGGCUACCGAAUGAGGUGUCUGCCAGGCAGCAAAAGGCACAUAUAUGCCCUAUUCUAGGGCAGCCUAUUAGAGGAGGAGAAAGGAGACUGCAGUUUGGAGUCUGAAUGGGUUAGAGGCCUGCUUGGACCCUCAGAUGGUGGCCAGCAGGGAUGUUGUGAGAGGAAUACCAAAUUUCCCCCUGCAGGGGCCUAUUCCAACUGAAUGCAGCCUCCUUGCCCUUAAAUCCAAUUAAAGGCCAAUAUUAUGUCAGUGGAAAUGUAUGCCAAUCCUAAUAUAGUCUAAUAAGGCUUAAAAUAGCACUCUGCGAGUGGAAAGCCCUGUGGUUUAAUUUGAUUCGCAGCCCAAUAACAGGCUUAAUAAGAGGGAAUUGGCCCCCUUUUCUUUUCCAAUGCUCUUUUCUUCUUUUCUUUCUUUGCUUCCUCUUUUUCUUUUUCUGGAGCUUUCUGGAAUGACUGAGCAAAGGAGGAGCAAGGGAAAGAUGAGUACUCCUUUCCCUGUCAAGCUUCUAUUAGACAACCUCACAUUCCUGCUACCCAAGGGAAUGUGGAUCUGGCAUUGGACAAGCCCUCUAGGCCCUUUGCUUGGUCCUACAUUUAACUCAUGCCAUACCUGGACAAGAGGCAUUCUCUAUGCUUCCUGCCUCCCAUUGGAAAUAAGAUGGUGGAUGGAGGACAUAUUUCUACUCGCUGGAUGAGGGGCCUCACCACUCCCUUCUUUAUAGACCUUGGCUCUUACUUUCCUGACUAGUGAGGACAGUGACCAUUCACUGUUUCAGUGGCCCAUCAUGGCAGACUUCAGGAUGACUGGCCAUAGAUGAACCUUAAGAACAUGAUAGAGAUUGAUCCUGGAAUUUGCCUGUGGCUCAGCCUCCAACCAAGGAUUCUUAAACUUCAAAAACAGAGUUUUGUUAUUUGGUGUAUUUUUCUAAAAGCAUAAUAAAAUAUAAUUCACAUGCCAUAUAGUUUAUUCAUUUGAAGACAGUGUUCAAUGGUUUUUAUAAUUCAAUAGCUUUAACUACAUUUACAGAGUUGUACAGCCAUCACCGCAUUUGAUGUUAGAAUAUUUUUAUUAAUCUAAAAGUGAACUCCAUACCCUUUAGCCAUCACCUUCCAACUUACCAUGCCUCUCAGUCCUAAGCAACUACUGAUCCUCUUUGGCUAGACUUGUCAGUUUGGACAUUGUAUGUCAAUGACAUUAUAUAAUAUGUGACCUUUCGUGUCUGCCUUCUUUCAUUCGGCAUCAUAUUACUGAAGUUCAUCCACGUAUCUCAGCAGUUUGUUCCUUUUUAUUGCCAGAAAUAUUCCAUUAUAGGACUAUAGUAAUUCUACGUAUUCACUCCUCAUUUAUGGAGUUUUGGACCUUUAAAAAACUUUUGACAGUGUCUCACAUAGCCCAGGCUAGCCUCCAACUCACUAAAUAGCCAAGGCUACCCUUAAAGGAUCCUCUUGCCUCUGUCUGACAAGUGCUUGGAUUGAAGGCGUGUGCCAUCAUACCUGACUUGACUGUUGUUGCAUCACUUCCACUUUGAGCUUGUGGUGAAUGAUGCUUCUGGGAACAGUUACAGACAUGAGCUAUAUUUUCAUUCCUCGUAGCUGCAGACAUAGCAUUGUGAGGUCAUGUAGCAAUCUUUAUCUGCCCAUUUGAGGAAGACCCUGACUGUUUGCAAAGCAGAUGUGUCCCUGACAUGUGUACCAGCAAUGUGUGAAGGUCUUGAUUUCUCUACUUCUUUACCAAUACUUGUUCCGACCCAACUUUUAUUGUGACCAUCCCAGCAGGUGUGUAAUGGAGUCUCAUCAUGGCUUUGAUUUGCAUUUCCUGAAUGAGACUGAUAGAUUGUUGCUACAAACUGGUCUGUGAAUUUAUAAACAACUAGAUCUGAAUUCAAACCUCAUGCUAACGUGAUUUGGAGGGGGACAUAUUUGAUGUCUUAGAAUCUUUAUUAACAGACUUGUGAAGCUGAGGUUGACUUAUUUUCUCUGAAAAGAUGCACUGAGAAAACUUGGCAGCAUUCCGCAUGUGUUUCUGCCUUCCUCUCACUCUUCCCUGAUUAGCAUGCCCCCAUCAUAAUGGGACAGUGGGCCGGAAUGCUGUGUAUAUACACUCUGCUAAUUUUGCCACGAUGUCAAGAGAAAGAUCAUAGUUUUGAAAAGAAAGGAGGGUGGUGGUGAUGAUGGAUUGUCCCAGCACAAAGGAAAAAGGCUUUUCAUGCCAAAAUAAAGAAAUAAGAGCUCUGUUUUCCCCCUCCUCACAAGGAGAAGCAGAGGAUGAGGAGUGACCUAAUAGGCAUUCUCAGUGUAAGAGGGUCAUUAUGAGGAGGAUGGUGACCAGCUGUUCCUGACUCAAUGAAGGACUUCACAGGGAAAGGACACUGGAGCUGUGCAAAGCUGCCUGGAACUUGGCUAUUAGGUGCAGCUCCUUUGCUGUCAGGGUCGUGAAACAUUGCAAUGGGAAUUCAUCAAAUUUCCUGUCCCCAAAGUCCUUUCCAAAUGUGAUAAAGUACAUCUAGGAAUGAGAUGCCCAGAGGCAGGGCAGAUUGUUCCAACACACGUGUGUAAGCUCACUCACGUGCAUGCUCACACACACACACACACACACACACACACACACACACACACACACACAGAGCAAUUCCUGGCCCUACCCACCUCAGCUGCCCUCCCUGAAACCCCCUGCACAUGCCAGGCACCACAGGGCACCAUCCCCUCAUCCCAUGUUUUGGCUGGAUUGGGUUUCUUUCCCCAUUCUCCCUAAGUGCUGUGGGGGCGUUACCACUCCUCUCUAUUUCAGUAGAGAGUGAUGGGGUUUCUAUACAUAGCUGAGGCUUCUAACUUCUCUGGCAGCUCCUGGGUUGAAAGAUGCUGUUAAGAGAGAGGGAGGGGAAGAGCUAAGUAACUCCUUUAUUUAUUUAUUUUCAAAAAGCUCCCAAGAAAAGCUCAAAUGUUUGGUCCCUCAUUGUGACAGCAUGAGGAGGUGGAUAGUGUGGCCCUCAGCAGGUCAUUCAGGCUUGGAAGCUGAAAAACUCUGUGUUAAAGAUGAGCAAACCAAGGGCACACUAGGGAAGGCCUAGGAUGAGGGUCACAGAGAACAAGCCCCAUAUUUGUGACAGUUUUUCCAUUAGGGAUCAUGUCCCCUUCCAUUCUGUUUGUGGUGGGAACAGUGAGAGUUUCUGACCCAGCAUUCUGCUUUUCUCCUACAGUAAUCAGAUUUAAGAUGAUAGCUCCACCCCCAGGGCCAGAGAAAGGCUUCUAUUGGCUCAAUCUAAUCAGGGUAUUUUGUCCAUUUUGUCUCCAGGGUUACCUAGAAUCAUAAUCCUUAAACUAAUUGGUGUCCUGAGUCUCCCUGGCUCUAGAGAUUGUAGCUAUGUCCUUCAUAAUUUUGAGCUGCCCGUUCUUUUCUGUUUCUUGAUCACAGCACAAAGACACUGAUCCCUGCACUCCUAGGAGCCUCUAGUAGGAAUGAGCGGCAGCUUGGAACCACUUGCCUGCAACAGUAAACAACCUCCAGUUUAUGUUGGCAUUGUAUGAACAUUAGGAUUUUUCUAGUAUGCUAUGAUAUGAAGAGAGUUGGGAAGUACUGAGCCGGAAGAGACCAGGUUUGGAAUGAAGAGAAGGUCAGCUUGCCUUCAUCCAUGAACUCACUCAUGUGCAGUUAGAUCUGUGAGUCAUGUUCUUGGACCAGAAGAAGUGCAAGUGGCACCUCAGAGCUAUGUGCUCGACCUUGGAAGAUGGGUGUGUCUAUACUUAUACAAAGCUGUGACCCGCAUACCUAAAUAAACAAACUGAAGGGAGAAGGGUUCACUUUGCUUAUGCUUUCAGGAGGUUCAGUGUCUGUGGUUUAGUCCCUUUGGCAGAAUAUUGUGGUAAAAGAUAUUCUCUACUUCACGGGAGGCAGGAAGAAGAGUACAGAAGGGAUAAGAACUUUUGAAGACGCUCCCCAGUAACCUGCUUCCUCUCGUUCCUCCCAAAGGUGCUAUACCCUCACAGUAGCACCACCAGCUGAAGACCAAGUAUUUGACAAAAUGAGUCUACAUUUUCAAUAAUAUCAGUCAGUUUGUCAUGGUUCUUAUAUUACUGGGCAAUGAGUAAGGUGAGUGAGAAGGAGAGCCUUACAUAUAACACCAAACCAAUAGAGUUCUCCCCCACUACCAACUGAGACUAAUUCCUCCUUCCCAUUCACCUUUUAUCCCAUAGCUGUUCCAAGAGAGCCAUGAUGGCUUCUGUCCAUGGCUCUCUACAGGGGGAACUGAGUUAAGAUGAACCUGUGGGAAGCACUAUAUACGGCCGUGUCUCCCAAGAGCAGGUGCUUCCUGGGGAAGGAGGUAGAGCCAGCCCCAAAUGGUAAGAUGGCUCCAGGUUGAGUAAGGAAAUGUAGGGUAGAAUCUAGGCUCUGCCACUGUCAUUGUCAUUCUGGGAAACUGUCCUCUCUUCCUUGCUAGUCAUGCCAUGCCAUCUGAAGACUAGAAGAUAUGCUAUCCCCAUCCCAUGGAUAAUAGGCUCAUCGUUGAAUUUAAUAUUUCCUACCUGGCCAUCUUAGAUGACUGUCUGGAUAAUAAAAUCUUGUCUUCAGAAAUCUCUCUUGCUUGAUUUGUUUGAUUUCUGGGACCCUGCUAAAGGUUUGUUGUUUCCUCUCUUCUCUGUCCAUUACCUGAAUUCAAGCAGACUCACUCCAAACUUCCCAACAUAUGCCCCUCCUUUUGUAUCUUGUUUCGAGUUUCCAGGUGAUGAAACUGGCCUUGGCCUGGGUGGUUGUCAUGGAGAUGCAUCCCAGCUUCCCUCCUCACACCGGCCUUUAAGCUUUUCGCAGCAGCAACCUCUCUGGGCUAGACAAGGAAGAGAAGUCUGCCUUUGAGCUCUGUAUUCCCCCACCCCCAUUUUUUUUAUGGGGGAUGGGGUUUCAGCCGAGGGCUUUAAUGUCAUUUAAUCCAGGUUGUUCCACGGGGAUAGGGGAGGAGGAGAGUGAUUUAGCAAAAAGUCCAGGUGGUUUUCUAUUUGGCUUGUUGUACUAGCUAAUUAUCUCAAGUGGUAAUCAGAAUAAAAAGAAAAAAAAUGAAACCAGGGUAGCAUCCAUGUUAUUUCUAUUUUAUCAUGUUUUCCAAGCUCACAAAGGGAGGCAGUUUUAUUUCUCUGCCCUUUCCUUUUAAUGUCAUCUUCUUACUGCUGAUCAAAUCUUUCUGCCUAGUGAUAUCACUGUCAAGGCUGCCUCACCUUUUCAUUCAACACUCUGGAUACGAUCACAUCAAUAAUGUCUGCCGGAACCUCUGCUGAGCCACCGACUCUAGGAGCUUGUACUCAUCCACGUUUCUAGGAAACUCUCUGUCUCUCUGUCUCUGUCUCUGUCUCUGUCUCUGUCUCUCUCUCUCUCUCUCUCUCUCUGUGUGUGUGUGUGUGUGUGUGUGCACGUGAGGGUUUAUGUGUGUGUGGGCACAUGCAUGUGCUUGUGUGAACACAAGUGUGCAUGUGUGAAUGUGUGUGUGUGUGUAAAUGAGUUGCUGUGUGUGUGUUUAUUUGUGAGUGUGUAUAUGUGUGUAAGUGUAUGUGUAUCUGUAUGUGAGUGUGUGCCUGUAUGUGAGUCUGUGUGUGGGUGUGUGUAUGUAUGAGUGUAUGUUAGUGAGUGUGUGUGUGUGUGUGUGUGUGUGUGUGUGUGUGUGUGUGUGUAAAAUUUACCCAGAAUAGAUCUCCAAGAACCUCAAAAUACUUUCACAUUGUCUUCUAUAAUACAGGUAGAAAAGGACACCUGACCCUGCUACCACAAGUAGGUGAGAAACACUGAGGUACAAAAUGAAAAUGAAGGAUAGUGUACACUUUUUAUAGAGUCUAAGAAAUGAGACAGGUUCCCAUCUAGUGACCAAAAAGGGAAAGCACCUAUGCUUCCUGACAGGUCUGUCAAUCCCCCAGUGGGUUUGGAAAGCAGAGCUUCCCCUAGAAAUUCUACUUACUGAAUUCUCUCUGUAGAAAGACAGACUUAACAAUGGUAGGGGGGACUGGGGACAUGGGUUAUCCCUACUUCUUCUAUGACUGACCUUGUAAAUCACUUUUAUGUUGUUUCUCUGUCCCCAAAGGAAAGAAAGAAAGAAAGAAAGACUGAAAGAAAGAAAGACUGAAAGAAAGAAAGACUGAAAGACGAAAGAAAGAAAGGAAGGAAGGGAGGAAGGAAGGAAGCCAAGAGUUGAAACACUUACCUACCUCUCUUCUCUUCUUCACAACUUUUGAAGUCGUGAAGAUCGUAUAAAGCAUGUAAAACAUGCUAGGAAUUUAACGAAAGCAUCGAGAUAUCUUAUUCAGCCUUUCACCUGUUCUCUAAAGUCAGCAUUGUUUUGUGAUGUGCAGAGAUGUCAAACAACUUGGCCUAAGUCCCAUAGUAGCAAGUGAUCAUACCUACACCAGAAUCUGCUAACUUCAACUUGAGUGCUUCUCAUGAACCCACAGCUAUCCAUGGGAACGAGCUUUACUCAGCAUUGAGGCAGGAUUCAGAUGGUAGGUCAUUUCAAGGUCACCCCAACAAACAGCCUGCUGUAGUAGCUUUGGGAUGAUAUGCAGCCCUGUUGACCAGGAGUGAUAGGGGCCUUAGAGCUCAUGUAGCAGAUGGGGAAGGGAGGAAAAGGGACUUGGGGGGGGGAGAAGAGAAAAAUGACUGGGAAAGGAAGCCAUGAACACAACCCUCUAGCCUGGCAGAGCAGAGGGUAAAUGUGCCAUGCCAAAGUCCUUUGAGCCAAGAGAAAAUGUGUGUCUUUAUCUUUGUCAGUACAAUUUAUGGCCCAGCUGGGCUCUCCUGUGAGGUUGGGGCUAUUCUGGCACUGCCUGCAGAGUUCCUCCUGGGGUGAGACUCUUGGAGCCUCUGGGACACUGCCAGCAACUUCCUGUAGCCAUGGUUAUUGAAGAAUGUUCCCACUAGGAUUUGGCUGGUUCAGCCAGAAGAUUUAGGGGACAGAUCUAUGGGGUUCCCAGAGCAGCUAGCUUACCUGAACUGGGUGGUGGGUCCAUGGGUUACAUCAUUUCCUUCCCCAAUAUCCCACAGACACUUUUCCUCAACUCAUUCGCUCAUCCUAUUCAUUCGGUUCAACACAGCAGGCUGGUGGUUGUUACUGCCCUAGGGGAGUGAUUGCAUUUCGUUCUGUGGGAGAGCACACUGGGUAUAUUUGAGAUUUCUUGCCCUUAAGAAAUAAGCAGGAGAAAAACAUUAAUGUUUAAUGCAUAUAUAACAAGCACUUUGGAUGAACAAAUUGUUGUAGCUCUUUGUUUCUCAGACAGAUUUUUUUUUCAGUUGCUCAUAUCCGGGGAUUAAUGGUGGUCUUCGGAGUGUUGCUUUAAUACCAGAGUUGGUUAAGCAAUGGAAUGUAGUACUGGGCACUUUGGAGGUGUUGGUAUUUACCAAAUUGCCACCCUUAAUGGAUCAAUAGUUUAGACUUAGUGAUUGUAUUUCAUUGGCUAUUAAAUCCUCUGCUCGUGUGACUCUCUACUUUUGCACCUAUUCCCAAAAGAAAUGAUUUUAAAGACAUGCCCCAAAUGUAGAGGAACAGGAAUGAAUUUCCUCAGCCACUCACUCGUUCGUUACACUGAUAUCCAUCAGCUGCUCAUGCCUAUUCUGUUGGAGGAAUAUUUAUUGUCUAUAAAUUUGUAGUGAGAACACUGAGGUAGAAUGUUCCAGCAAGCACAGAUAAUCCAGCUACUUUACAGCAGACAUCAUUUCCCCUUUUAGGAUAGGAGGUCUCCUCAUGGCGGUGUGGCUUUCAACCCAGGAUGCCUACAUACUGGGGAGUUGGCACUGCCACUCCUUGUGUUGGCAAGCAACGCCUCAAUCCAUCUCUUCCUUGUCACUUGAUUAAAUCCCAGUGCUGAGAAAUGAAAUGACCACACUUGGAGAACAGAAGUAAAAAUAGAACAUGUUUUGAUUGGCAGCUGCUGGGGAUCUACACACAAUCACCAUGGAGUUAAUAGGACAGCUAAGGGAAGAGAAUUGGGAGACAGCUAACCACAGAGGAAGCAUCAGGGUCCAGACCAGGCUCUCACUCAACAGGGUCAAGGGUUGACUACUUCAGGCACAUCAGAGGUACUAUGGGAUAGAACAUCUUCAUGGUCCAUGGUGGGGUGAGAUGCCCUUCACUGUUCUGGUCUCUCAUCUACAGGGAACUAAGUUUUUCUGAAGUCUUAGUUCCGUAAAAAGCGACAGACUUUUAUUGUAUCAUGGCACAUAUAGAAAGUGAUUUUCUGGGGCACACAGCUGACCCCCAAGAGCCAAGGGGGCUGGGGGAAACCCCUGUCACGAUAUUCCUGUACCUUAUUAAUAGUCUGUCUUCUAUGCUUCUCACACUGUUAGGAUGAGCUCACAAAAGAAAACCUGUCUCCCAUGGCAAGAGCAUAGCUUUCAAGAUGGCAUCCCACCUGUUCUCCUGCCUGAGACAAGAGUCACAGUGUCAUUAGAGAAGACACAGCCAUUCACAGUGGCAGUGGGUGUGAUGAUGAUGAGUGUGGGAUGGCAUUUGUGAGUGUAAAUGAAUCAUCCGCCUGUGCUCCUCGCUGCACUGUGUGGCCCAGGGUUUACCCUCAUCUGAGCCUCACUUUUCCUAUUACAAGUGCUCUCUAAGGAUUUGAGGAGUCUCUUCCACCUUUAAGUGAGAAUUUCAGAAAGCUCACUGAGAAAACACACAUACUUAUUAUGGACUAGUCCACAUGGAAAGAACUUUCCAGAUGGGCCUGGUGGUAUAAAUCUAGAUAUUCAAGGGGUAAAGCAGGAGGAUUACAAACUCAAGGCUAGCUUGGGCUACAUGGGUUCUAAGAUCAUCUCCUGAAAGCAUAUACUCAACAUUAUAUAUACUGAGUGAGUUGUAUUUAUAUGUUAGGAAUAUAUAUGCAUAUACAUAUGCAUGUAACAAUAAUAAAAAGGGGUCAUGAAUUUGAAAGAGCAAGGAGGAGAGUUUAGAAGAAGAAGCAAAGGGAAGAGAAAAAUGAUAUAACCUAUUAAUAAAAUAAAAGACAAAAUGAUGAAUAAUUUUAUGAUAAAAAAUCAAAAACAUAAUAAAAUUUGUUCAAUUCUUUUAAAAAAUAAAAAGUGGGCUAGAGAUAUAAUUCUUUGGUAGAGUGCUUGUGUAGAACAAGGAUCUGUAUUUAAUCCCACUAUUAUUUUUUCAAUUUAAGUGUGUGUGUGUGUGUGUGUGUGUGUGUGUGUGUGUGUGUGUGUUAUAGCAAACACCUCUACCCACUGAUCCAUCACAAAGGCCUAACCAGUAUUAUUUAUUCAUUUUAGUAUGUAGUUGUUCAUUUUAGCAAGUUGUUUUUGUAGUUGUUUGGUUUUUGUUUCUGUGGUUUUGGUUUUGGUGUUAGUUUUCUUUUUCUUUUGUUUAAGAUAGGGUUUCAUAUAGUCCAAGCUGGUUCAAACUCAUUAUGUAGCUGAAGACAACCUUGAAUUUCUGUUCCUCCCAACUCCACCUCCCAAGUCCUGAGAUUAAGCAUGCAGCAUCACACUUUGCUUGUUUGUUGUUUGUUUGUUUAUUGCAUUGACUUGGAACAUUUUUAUAAAGCCCUUCGAGUAUAGUCCCUGCUCACCCCACCAUCUUCCUCUCCCUCCUGUUUGUUCCCUUUGGCCCCCGACAGUUUUGAUUCUGUUUUCACUCCAUGCACAGAGAUGUAAUCUUAUGUACCUAUGUAAAAUCUAUGAGCCACAAAGAACAGAAAGCGUGCAGUAUUUACCUCUCUGAGACUGGCUUAAUUUAUUAAAUAUGAUUAUUUCCAGUUAUAUUCAUUUCCUUCAAACAAUAUAGCUUUAUCCUUCUUUUUUGCUGAGGGAAUCCUACUGAACUUUCUCCACCAUUCCUCUGUGAUAGACACAUCGAUUGGUUCCAUACCUAGCCAUCAUGAACAGUGCCAUGGGACCCAUUGGUGCCCCAGUAUCUGUGCCAUGGGUUAACUUUCAGUCCUUCAGGUAAAUUCCCAGGAUCAGUGUGGCUGGUUUAUACAGUCAGUCUUUUGGGUCAUCUAUGGGACAUCUUUGAAAACAGCUCUCUUUACAUUUUCCAAGGGUGUGGUCCUUGUGAAGGACAUCUGCUAGAUGCAUGCAUUCCCUCGGAAACACCCCAGGGACGCAUUUGCCUACACAGUCAGGCUUGGAUAGCUCUUCUUAAGCCAUGUGGAAGACUUAGAGGCUACAUACACAACUCAGUGUUAUCUCUGGUCAUCCUGGGUUAGAGAAACAGAAGACAGAACUCUGCUUUGGGGUUAUGAUUUCAAAUGGAUUAAAUGACACACUUGUCGACAACAUGGUUUUAAACCCAGUUUAAUUUAUAAAAACAGCAAUAAUCACAGACACUUCUUAUUUUACAGCCAAGAUGGAUCUGCUUGCAGCUCAUUAUAUUCCUUGAUUCUUUAUUUGACUAAUACGAGUGUGUUACGGUGGCUCGUGAAUUCUCCCUUAUUACCAGCAUUGUUCUUCGUACUUUGAUCCAAUGUUAUUAUUUUGGUCUAGUUUCCUUUUUCUUUAGUUUUCCAUAAUGUCUCAAAGCUUUUGUUUUAUUUAUAAUCAUACACUUCUUCAUGGCAGAGACAAUUUUGUUGAUGUUCCAGGGAGGAGGAAGGGUAAGGAACAGAGCUAGACUGGAUGGUUCCCCACAAAACCAUUUCCACACCAAAGGAAAACCAUGGUGAUGGAUUUGUUCAUGCUACUUCUUGCCUGGCAUGGUGCCCGUGCUUAAAGCCCCUCGAGUGCAAGGCAUCUAAAAAUGGACAAUGAUGUGUCCCAGAGUGUGUCUGAAUACUAUUUUGACUAAGCAAUCCAGUCAGUAGCUUGAAUGAAUUCAGCAAAGUGACUCACUUUCUUCAUUAGAUAACAUUAGUACCAAUUCUUUAUGUGGGAUAAAUGGUUCCUAACUCUAUUGGUAUGAAGACAAGACUUAAUAUACAUAUAGCCUGGCCCUUUUGAGUCUGAGACUUUCUGCUUCCUGAUCUAACCCCUCUGACAUAGACAGAAGCCAUUCCCAGAUGCAAGGCCUUUUCCCAUCACAGACUUGUAGCUUUUAACCAUUAGGCAGAGUAAAUCCUUCCUCCUCUUAGUUGCUUUGGCUACAUUGAUAAGCAAAGUAACUACCACCAGGCUAGGCUAAUCUAAGAUAAUCAGUAAGUUAAAUGCUUGCUUUGUUUCUUUGUUUUUUCCUUAUGAUAUUUCAACUGACUGUUGGUUAUCAGUAUAUCACCUGAUCACAUAUGCAUGUGUGUAUGUGUAUGCAUGUGUGUGCAUAUAAUUUGAUUAUCUGCACCCAGUAGAUGCUUAAUAAUAUUAAAUUAUUAUUUAAUCUUCCUGAGGAACUUAAAAUAUAUUGAAAGAAAAAACCUCCAACAACAACACUACCCCACCAAAUACUAAGGCGUAUGCUCUAAAGGAACAGGGUAGGGGCCAUGCCGCAGACAGAACAUAAUGUGGGGUUCUUCCAGUUGGAGAGGGGUGUUUAUUUACAUUCUGGGUAAAAGGUGCAGCCUCAAUCCAGGUCUAGGUGGAGAAGGUGUGAGUGAGCUGGUAAAGGAACAAUAGGGCUGGCUGAAGCCCUGGCUCAUGGACAGAGAUGAGGGAGGGUGGAGACAUCAGUCAGGCCCAUUCUGCCAAGGGCUUGAAUCCUGUUAAGAUUUAGGUUUGACUCUAUUUUAGCAAUUCUAAAACACACAUUUUUCCUUCCAUUUUCAACGUCUCUGAAAAUGAAUGCAUCUUACAAUCAAUGCAUUGUCAUACUUAAUUGCUAGUGCUUUUUUUUGUUUUGUUUUGUUUUUUGCUUUUUUCUUUCUUUUUUAGUAGUACAUAAAAUUACAGUGCGCUGUACAACUGGUGCCUUAGUUUAGAUGAAAUGCUGUGUGCUAAAGGCUGCAAGACCCAAGGAUUUUAGAAAGCUCCCUGUUUGUCUCUGUGCCCUCUUGUCUGCUUUUCUCUAUUGAGCAAAGCUGUCUUUUGGGGGUGCUAAAUUCAUGGUUCUGUCUGUUGUAGGGACAAGGGUAAGGAGACCCAGGUAAGUGUGACCCUUCCUUCUCCCCAGGGGCUUCUCCCCACUGGCUCUCAAGGACAAAAGGGCUGGUGUUGAAGGGAGGAGAGCAGGUUCAGUUGGCAGGAACACUGACAAAUAGAUUGACUUCCAGUAUCACCAUCAACCAGACAGCUCAGUUUAAUUCAGGGUAAAUAGGGAUACAUAUAGAUCUUGGGGAGUGGGUAAGAAAUGCCAAGGUGGAUAUAAGCUAUUGGCUAGGGUGAAGGCCUGGGAAUGCGUCAUUUACAUAGAGAGAAAUUCCAAGAUACUCCUUACCAGGAGAGAGGAAGUUGAACCUGUAAAUCUGGUCACACAUUAUGUGACUGUCCUCAGAGGUGGGGACAUUCUACAUUUCUUGUGUUGCCCUUUCUUCACCAGGCUUCACUUUAUCUGGUCUUUAAAGGGACCAGAUACACGGAUACCAUUGCACUCUGCAUUCUUUUACCAAGUGAGCAUCUGAGCUGGUUGGGGGGAUGGGGAGGAUGGAACCUCUUGUCAAAACAUAUCUGUAGGCUUCAAUUUAUCUUCUGCCUCCUCCCUGAAAAGUGCUGUCAUAGAGAACAGUGACAGGCAGCUGGCACCAUCCCACUGGCAGUUUUAUCAGCUACCCUACUUAUUGACCAUGUAGCAAACUCAACAUCUGAAUGUGACUUUAGGACAAGUCUUCUUGGGGGAGAAAACGGCCCUUUCCUUGUCGGUCUCGUGUUGAAUGUGCAAAGGGGACAGCUGGACCAUCACUUUCCAUUCUUAUUUGAAGACAGACUCUGUGUCUUAGUCAGUUGUAUGUCUCCAGAGCCAGACCCUUGUCACCCUCUGAUAUUUGCAGUGUGGUCACUAAGUAAUUUUUGACUGAAUGCUAAGCAUUGUUACUCUUAAGAGACAUUUCAGACUAGUCUAGGAGGCUGUAUGUCUAUCUAUAGAAUAUCCUCCUAUGGUGAGGGUGAGGAUGUCAGAUAAUCACUGUAAAUAUCUGUGUAAUUACUCUGCUGGCAGCAUUUGAAAGACAAUUUGUCCUGAAAGCAUGAAACAGCUCAUGUUAUGAAAAGCAUACAGCACCAUGUUUUCAGUCGCCCUUAGUAGUUGGCUUUGAUAACUUGAUGCUUCUGUACAGUACACAAGAGAUUACCCAUACAAGAAAAUUGGCAUUCACAUUCAAUCCCAAAGGGAUCUGGAGUGGUAAGAGUUUACAGGAUCCUCAGUGGCCUACAGACGAGUCAUUGUCUCCUUUAGGGCCUGAAGGAAAUUUGGUGUUCACUGUUCUGUUCCCCAUACUGUCCAGAGAGGUAGAGUCGACCCGAGUCCCCCAGCUCUUAACCCAAACUUCUCUCCAAGACAUACAUAGCUGUCCAUUCCACGUUUCUUUCUAAAACUGACAUUAAGACCAUGCCCUCCCCUGUAGUAUGCAGCUUGGAACAUGGAUUCUAUGGGUGUGGAUGUGGCAACAGAUUUGAGAGGCAGCCAGUUUCAGAGGUAAAUAACAGGUUUCUAUAGUGUCUACGUGAUGAGCAGCUGUCUCCCCUCAGCACAAGAAUUACCAGGCUUAGCUUGCUCCUCUGGGAAGGACUUAGAGCGGACAAAUAGGAGAACAUCCUUGCUUUGCCCUCUGGGCUUGGCAGUUAUGGGAACUGCAAGGGUCAGUGCAAUGAACCAGAUGUACCCAGCUGCCAGAAAUGACUUUUCCCCCUGCCCCCACUACAUGCAACCCUUCUCUCUCAGUGUGGAGAAAAACCAAGUUAGUGAGCAAGGGGCAUUUUUGUCCAGCGUAGACACUAUCACAGCAGAGCUUCACAUUCCCCAAACUGAUUACUUCCUGCUCACUUGGGCAUGGCAGCUGCCCGUGUCAUUUUGGAUGGCUUCUUUCUUAGAGUUAGGUCAGGCAGAGAAGGUUCCAGAUUUUAAACAUUACUUCUACAGGAUAGUUUAAGCUUGCUAUAACUGGGGAUUAUUGGUUGAUGACAGAGGUCUACGAUGUAGCUACUGGUGGACUAGGCAUGCAAAGAGAAGAGUACACCUCCCUGUCUGUCUAAUAGCCAUUUGAGCACCAGUGUUGAGUAAGAAUGAAUGUGUCCAACACAGGUACAGGCGUACCAUUUUUUUAUGUUUCUGCACAUGUAUGCAAGUAUUCACAUAUACAGUUGUAUGUGCUUCCACAGCAGGGGAUGUAUAUCUGACCUUGCAUGUGUACAGCACUCCUGUAAGAUUUUAUUUGCCUGUGAGCCCACAGCACAGGUGUGCAGAACAGGUAUCUAAAAUAUGUCUAUUCUGAUUUUGCUCAUGUGACGCUUCCCCCCCUCUCCAAUCUUUCUAGGGAAGAAACUGUGCAGCGUUGGCCAUGUAAUAAAGAGAAGCGCAUUUCUACAGAGCCCUCCUUUGCCCUGCAGACACAUUGCCACAGCUUUUAUGCAGCACAUUACACUGUGGUGAAAUUUAGUUAAUUUUAUGGUUUGUUAUUACAACAGCAGAGAGGAUUGAGAGAAGCAGCUUUUGUUGGCUCCCAGUCCCACAUUUCCUGGGUGUGAAGGGAGUGAGUAGAGGCAGGAAGCUGGCUGUGGUAGGAGAUGAAGUCCACAUAGAAGCAAAGUGGCUGCUCUGAUUGGCUAUUAAUUUUUAGACCUACAGGAGUUAUUUCUGUAGUCAACGGAGACUUGGCUGCUACCCCUGUGGAAUAUAAAUUUUGGUCAGGGAAAUGGGGGAGACAGGCCGAACAAUGAAGAAGCAAUAGAUAGGUCCAUAGUCAGUUCUGCUGAGAAGUGUCUUAGUGAAGAGAGCUCUGUAGCGUGAACAUUGCAUGUUCAAAUACCACCUUUACUUGCUAUGUGCUCCCUUGUCUCUGAUCUCAACUUAUUGUCUGCUUUAUUUGCAGGUAGGGGGCUGGCAGGCCACUGCUGCUAUUUGAAUCUGAAUGUCCUCCAUGAUUCAUGUAUUCCAGUGUGGUCUUUUAACGUGGAGACGAGAUGGUAGAACCUUUAGGAGGUGGCCAUCUAAUGGAAGGGUCUUAGGUCAUUGGGAACGUGCUCUUAAGAGAAAUGUAAAGACCUCCAUCUCUCUUUUGUUUCUGAUCAUUAGGCAAAUCAAACUCAGUAUUCUACCUGUAUAGUAUGCAGACUUAUCACAGACCUGAAGGUGACAAUGCCAACUGACAUGGGACUGAAAAUACCAAAACAUCCCUAUAUCAACUGAUUGUCUUGGGUAGUACAUUUAUUAUACUGACAAGAAACCAACUAACCCCUAUCUUCACAUACCUGGAAGUCAAUACCUGCCACACAGUUAAUGUUCAGGAAAUGUACAUCUCAGCUGUGUUCCUGCCAAGGAAACUCAGAGAAUACUUCCAGAAACUUCUCAACAGAGAAACACAGAGUGGUCAGGUUAUGAAAUCAGGCACGUUCUGUCUAAUAAAUCCCCCAAGGAUAACAACCUGAGAGGAGGAGAGCUUUACUGCGGUUCUUGGGUUCGAAGGUUUCAGUUCAUGGUUGGCCAGUCAGGAAACAGAGUAUCAUGGCAGCAGGAGCAUGUGGCUGACACAUUGUUUGCCUGCUGCUGAACCGAAAGCACAGGGAGCAAGAGAGAGAAUCUGACUCUCCGUAGCCUUGUACAAGUAAUCUCUUGUGCACUGAAUGGAAGCAUCAGUGGCUUGAUCCAUUCAUGAAAUCAAAGUUCUUAUGGUCCUAUCACUUUGCAUAAGCCCCCUUCUGAGCACAAAUACACUGGAGAUCUAGUCUCCAACGUAGGAGCUUUGGGGGCAUAUGUCAGACCUAAACUAUCAGAUACCAAGUGAGGAGUGACUACACAUGCACAGAUCACAAUGGACAUAUUUCUGAAGCUCCUACUCCACACCUCUUAUCAGGUCAUACCAUCAAGAACUUGUGAAGGAUUAUUCUGGAAAAGGCAGAAUACAGGGGGGAGAAAUGUAUGCUGCUCAGAUCAUAGGCUCAGUAUGCUGAAUCUGGCCAGGAUUAAAGCCUGUUAGCUGAUUGGGGGGGAUAAACUGUCAGUUGCUCUGAAUGAAACAAAGCUAUUGGCAUACUUAUUUGUGUUACUAAUCGAGCUAAUUAAAUCUUAAAUCCAGAAACAGUUAACAUGGACUAGAUUACUUCGAGAGCAGAAGCUAUUUUCACGAGAACAUGGCUUUCCCUCUUGUUCUCAGCUGGGUCCUCGAUUGCUGCCAUGAGCAGUAAGGCAAGCAGAUGAUAAAGAAUAUGUCAUCCCCACUUUCAUUCCUCCGAGGUCUGGCAACUUCUCCCUCAGUCUGGGAGGCUGUUUAUCUCUGUGCCCAUGGUGUCUUCCUUCUCAGCAGACAGUAGCCCAGUGGCUCUGCUGGUAUUGCCAAAGGUACCAGCAGGCCCCCAUCUCCUUCUACAAUGUGAGACCAUCUUCACAGGAAGCAACAAAACAGAUAGAAUCAGGGCCUUUGGGUGAAGGUAGGCCCUAGAGUCACAAUUUAGAGAUGCUGUGAAUCCAUGUUUGCUGGGUUUGAAUGAGAGAAAAACAAUGAUGUCUUUGUUUCAUGAGUUGAAACUCAUCAUUUCCUGGACACUGUCAAAACGUACCAAUUUAAUGUAGGGUGGCCUUGAACUUUAAUGAUUAAAUCAGGGUUGAGGAGGCUUCUAUUGUAGUCCAGGAGCCCCAUACUGAAAGUACUAGAAAAUCUCCAAACAAGACUGAGUCACUUAAGGAAGAUUAACUUUUGUAAUGGGGGCAGGGGCGGGAGGAAGGUGGCAUUGGGAAUGAGCAACCUCUAACAGAGAACGCAGGCUUCUGAGUCAGCGCAUCAUAGAAUAAUUAGACCUUGGCAAUGGCUGAGCCACCCCCUUAUUACAGAAAAAGGAAGCCUGUUUAUUUAGUGUCUUCCUUCUAGACUCAAAGGUUCAGAUUCCUCAUUAUUCCUGAACCCUUAGUUUCUUUACAAAAUGUUUGUUGACACAUGCAUAUGUGUGUGCGUGUAUGUGUGUGUGUAUGGACACACAAGUGGACAUGCAUGGGUGGGUAUGGGCACAUUUGGAGGGGGCAGAGGACAACCUUAAAUGUCAUUAUUCAGGAAGGCUGUUGUAAUUUCUAAGAUGGGGUUUCUUGUUGUCCUGAAGCUCACCAAUUGGGAUGUACAACUACCUAGCCAGUGGACUAAGAGAUCUUCCUGUCUCUACUUCGUUAACGCUGGGUUUACAGACAUGUACAAUAUUUUUAUUUGGGUCCUAGUGGUCAAACACAGGUUCUUGCAGUGCUUGGAAGACACACACUUACCAACUAAUUCUCCUCCACCUCUCAGUCUCAGAGCCCUAACUUUAACUUCAUGGUCUCUAUAGAAGUUGAUAUGUAACCAGCUCCACCACAAAGACUUUGCUUAGGACCGUCAUCGACUUGUGAUACACAGCCCAGGGAGGGCGAGCUGUUAAGAGAUUAAAAGACAGUAAGUUGUAUUUCAAACUAAAACUAUGCUGACUAAUUCUUUUUAAUUAACAGAAGCAGUGCAGAUUUUCCCAGGGCUUAGAACACUUAUCUCCAAUGUUGAACUGUCAGGGUAGAGAGCCGGCAUUCUGGUUAACAGAAAGACCUGGUAACAAGAACCACCGAGCUUGCAUUUUUUAUUAAAGAGUUUGAAGUAACAUUUGAAAUAAAUUAGCCUCUGUGGACAGCCACCUUGUUAUAGCCAAUGUUGGCAUCCCAGCCACUGCUUAGUGGGCUGUCUGAAGGUAGGCUUGAAGAAAUAGCAGGGAAACUCUUUUUCCUCUCGUGAAGAGGGGCGGGCUGUAAGAUCCUUGCCCUCUGCUCUUCCACCCAUGUGGUCCAGCCCCGAUGCUGCCCUAAUAUCCUUUCUGAGCCUGAACUUGGACUUCCCACUGGUUACUAUCAGGCCACAGGAUCCAAAGUGUCUCUUGCUACACUGAGCAAAAUAGCUCACAAAGCACCAGGGGGUGAUUCUUAGCAGAGGGUCUAGUUCUUCGUGAAUAUAAACAUGAGACCGCUUUCUGUGCAAAAAAAUGUCUACUUCUGUCCACCCCCUGCUGCUUCUGUAUCUUACACCAGGCCAUAAGAAUUCUAUUAGAGAGAUGACUCACACUGCAGAAACCAGAAGUUUGAGAUGCUAUAAAAUCAUCCCAAUUAUUAAAUGCAUCUAAUGAGCAUGCAAACAGUAACUGAGUGUGUGAGCAAAGCCCUGUUUGGCUUGAAGGACUUUAAUAAAUUAAGUGAGUUCUCUUCUUGGAAGAAAGGGGCGUCAGGGGAUAGGGGAUGUACUGAAGGAUCCUUGCAUACUGCUAAUGCCAACAGGCUUCCCUCAAGGUAUUCCUGGCAUGGUUUACAAGGAAACGUUCAUGGCAAAGCCUUGGAGAGUGUCUUCCUUCAUGGAAUCUCGCAGUAAGGAGAUACAGUGCUUCCUUCCCUUUUUUGGGUGGGCUGCUUGUUCUAGGUGUUCUCUCAGAGUCCCACAAGUCUCAGCUCUCACUCUGGGGGAAGAUCAACCUUAUGAAGAAGCGCCUCUACAGAUAUAGACAAUUCCUUAAAGUCACCCAUCCAGAUUAGCUGCUGAGGACCUACUGCAGCCAGGGAUUGCUCUCUCUGUUAGCAGUAGAAGUGCACAUGUGUGUGCGCAUGUGUGUGCGCGAGUGUGUGUGUGUGUGUGUGUGCGCGUGUGCGUGUGCAUGUCUCCUUAUGUGGCCUCUUCUACUACUUGUCCUUGCCUAGGUUACUUGUGAUUGCUACACACACACACACAGAGACACACACCACCACCACCACCACCACCACCACCUUCAUGUCCCUUUUUUUCCUCCCAGGGGAUUUCAGGGUGGGGAGCAGAUGCAGGGUGGCAGAGCUUCCUUCCAUAACCACGUGGGCAAAUUGACAUUAAAGUGGACACUCCUUAACAAGUCCCCCUUCUGGAGACCUCUUCCUGUGAACCCCUAGUAGCAGGGCCCUGCCUAAGGGAAGCCGUUCUGAAGCCUACACGAUGGACAGCAAAGAUCCAAAGAACUAAUCGUCCUGAUCUCCAACUACAGCACCAGAAACAGCCACUCUUCUUUCAAAACCCUCUAAUCCAGUGACUAGAAAAGGUGAGAAACUCAUUAAUGUGUCAUGAAAAUAACAUAAUGGGUCAUAAGCAGAAUUUUACUUUAGGAGAGAGAGGGGAACAUGAAUGCAAAAAGAAAUGCUUGCUUCAGUCCAUACAAAGAACUGUCCCAGUUCGUUCACCCUUGCAAAUGGCCCAAGUGAUUUCUUGCCUCUCCUUGCAAGUGUGCAUGAAGGCAAAGGGAGGAACUGGGGAUUUCAGAGGCCUCUGGAAUGUUUCCUUAAAUUCGCAAUGACUUUACUUUUAAUAGGCAUGAGUACUUGAAGAGAACUUAGAAAUUGUCCACUUCACCCCCUUUAUUUUACACAGAUGACAUACUGUCCAUGAGGGUCCACUGUGAAUCAACACAGCUGAGCAGAAUCUACAGCCAGAUUUUAACCCUUAAGUUCCCCUUCCUCUUUCUCAUGGGACCUCAAGUCUCUGACAUAACUGUGGUGUCUCUGCUGCUCCUAUGGGUUGGUAAGGCCAGAUUUAGCUGUCUCCAUCUAUCCUUCCUGCAGUCUACAUAGCACCUUUACUUCUGACCAUCCCCCUUUCUGUACAAGAGCCCAGGGGAAGUUAGAUCAGAGUGCCGGUGUUCUGGGCCCCCUAAUGGGAAGGCAUGGAAGGAGGACUAAGAGCAGUUGCCACCCAUGAUGAUGAUGGGAGAAAUACUGCACGCUCAAGGUUAUUAUUAGAUUUAAUGGCCGAGUAAGCAAUUUACUUGGCCCUAACGGAAAAUAUUUCCUGACAACUCUCUAUGGUCAUAGGACCUUGUGGGAGGCAACUAAGAGAAACUUUGUCAUCUCUGCUGGGAGUAACAUAUGCUGGGCUCAGGUUGGGGUGCUCUUCUCCAGAAGCUCACAGCACAUGUGGCUCCUUCAGGGCCUGCAUCUCUGAACAAGGAUGAGAGCAGAGAGUUGCCAGCCUGCAGGGUCCAAAUGAUUGCCCUUGGCAGAAGAGGCCAGAGCUCUGUCGCUGGCAAAGAGGCCAUGUGCAAGGUUGUGAUGGCCUCUUGGCCAGCUUCAGCUGACAUGGUUGAGGGGCUGGAGGCGGCGGAAGCCCCUGUAUCCAUCUGCUUUUUUGGCUCUCAGCUAAGCCCAUUAGAAAUGUAUCUCUGCCUCCUGAUUGCUCUUCUGUGCUAUUAAUUUGUAGCUGUAUUAAUUCCUGCUGUUAUUAUACAGCCAGGUGAUGCAGAACAAAGCUCAUUAAUGUGGCCCAGGAGCAGCUCUCACCACUUGGGCUGACAUAUUCUUCUCCGCCAUCAGGCCCCAAUCCUAUCUCCACUUACUCUGUCCUGGCGUGAGUGGAGUCUUGAACCUUGGAAAAUGACUGGCAGGACCUAAGACUCAGGUAGCUAUUUGGAGGCACAGGUAGCUAGUGAGAUACAGUACAGGGGAUUGUUUUGCUCUGUGAGUGCCCAUGGCUGGCUUUCCCCUUUAUCUAAAAGCACUACCCGCUCAUCCUCAUGCCAGGUGUCCCGGGCUGCUGUGGGGAUGAGUAGGAGCCAGGAUGCACCGGGUCACAUUCACAUGGUGUCUUCUGGGUGUGAUCUCUGUCUGUGAUCUCAGACAUCGCCUUCCUUAUGUGAGCUCAUUGAUUCAUGGCCUAGAUCAACCCCACAGCUCAACACAGUCACUGGUUCUUCAACCAAUCAACUGACUUCUGACUUUCCUCUGUACCCAUCACCUCUAAAUUGUUCACUGUUACUGUCCAGAAAAAAAAAAAGCUCUAAACAAGUGUGAGAGGCAGGUCAGGGUGAUGAAAUAAAAGCCGUGGUGUUCCUGGGGAGUCUGGGGGCUCCAGAAGGUCUGGAGUAGGCCUUGGAAGAGUAAGCUUGGAGCUUGACUCAAGAGACAGAUUUGUUCACUUACAGUCAGGUGCAAAGCAUUUAUGUUGGACCCGGGGACCAGGGAUGUCCAAUGUUUUGAGGUGAUGUCACAUUGUCAUCUAUGAAAGUGCCAGGCCUUGUCCACACCCAGGCUUUGUUCCCUUGGAGUGUGGAAGAGAGAUAGUACCAUACUCACUCUCAGUCAGCCACUGUGAGCCAGUUGUGUCCCAGAGUCCCCCAAUAUUAGGUGUCCAGUACUCCUCACGCUUAUCACACUGUGCCUCACUGUCCCGUCGGUUCCAGCCAAGCUGGGUGCCUUCUAGUCACUCAAACACCUCCAGCCUUUCCCACCUCCCUGUCUGCCCAUGAUUUCAUUUCUUUCCCACUGGAAGAAUGUCCACAUGUUCCUUAAGAUCCAGCUCAGAGAAAUGUGCUCUGCAUUCCUUGCCUCCCUGCAGGCACACACGCACGCACGCAUGCACGCAAGCAUGCACGCACGCACGCACAGAAUGAAAAGUACCUCAAAAGUGUGUUAAGUAUUGUGUGGUCCUGAUGCCUAGCACAGAGCCUGGCUUCUGUAAACCCCCAGACAAAUGCUACCUGGGUGGUAAAGUCUCCCACACCUUCUGACUAUAAAACCUUCAUUGUGGUGCUUAGGGGAACUGGGUCAAGUCAUCUUAUAAAGUUUCAGGGACAGGUUGGGGAAAUGGGUCACUUGGUAAAAAUACGUUUGUGCGAAGACUUGAAUUCAAACUCUUUUUUUUUUCCGGAGCUGGGGACCGAACCCAGGGCCUUGCGCUUGCUAGGCAAGCGCUCUACCACUGAGCUAAAUCCCCAACGAAUUCAAACUCUUAAAACCCAUGUAAACCAAAGUUGAUCCACAAUUCUAGUAGUUCUUUUUCUUCUUUCUUCCUUUCUUUUUCCUCUCUCUCUCUCUCUCUCUCUCUCUCUCUCUCUCUCUCUCUCUCUCUCUUUCUUUUGCAAGAUGGGUGGCAGAGGCAGGAGAAUUUUCUCCAAGUUUGCAGGACAGCUGGCUUGGGAUAUAGAACAAGAGACCCUAUCUCAAGCAAGGCAAAAGGUGAGGUUGUUCUCUGAUCUCCACAUACACACACACAUACACACACACACACACACACACACACACACACACACACACACACACACGGUGGCAGGGGAGCAGGAUUAGAACCCGAGAAGCCAGGUAUCCCUGGGGUUCACUUCCAUUUGUCCAUCAGAAUGGCUGGAUGUGCAGUGAUCCCAGAAGCCAGCAGUCAUCCAUUUUAUCUUGAUGGCCUUUGGUCCCUCUUGAGAGUGGCUAGUGCAAAGAUCUGGCAGCUUCUUCUUAUUUUGAUAAUUAAAAACACCCUGGUUGAAUAGGAAGCCUGUUGUGCAAGGACAACAAAGCAGCUGGAAUUGGCUCCUAGCUCUGGGCAGUGCCACCACAAUUAAAACUUGUGCUUAAUCGAUUCUCUCUGGUGUCUGUGAAGGCAGAGUGUGACAGUCAUUGCAUCCCUGGGGUGUAGGGCCAGUGGCAAGGAUAGAGGCAGGAAUGGGGCUAAGCACCCUGAUUGGAGCCCCAAGGGUACACCAGGAGUUAACGUGCAUAGGAAGAAGGAAAAGCUCUAAGUAAGUGUGAGGGGUCUAGGUGUGGAAAUAAAAACAAUGGUGUUCCUGGGGAUUCUGGGGACUCCUGAGGGGUCUGGAGUGGACCUUGGAAGAGUAACCUUGGAGCUUAACUCAAGAGACAAAUUUGCUCUUUUACAGUCCGGCAUACAGCAUUUAUGUUUGGCCUGGGGCCCAGGGAUGUCCAAUUUUCUAAUGCUGUGAUGUGACAUUGUCAUCUACUAAAAAUGCCAGACCUCAUCCAUAGUCAUUUUGGAACACACAUAGCCUAUGGACUAUAGGUCAGACAUUCCUGGUAGGUGUUUCCUUUGUGGAUCAACAAAGGAAGCCUUUGAGCAGAAGUCCUAAGUUGGAGUGGGCAUCAGGUUCCUGGCAGGGCGGAGACCACUGGGCUCUAUCCUGAGGUUUUGAUCCAGGAGCUUCAGAAGAAAGCCCAGGCUAUGCAUUUUGAAUACAUUAAAGGAUGCUGAUGAUGGCAACCCCAGGGCUGUGUUUGGGGAGCCACUGUCCUGGAGAAAUAAAAGCAAGCUUUCCCAGAGAACAAGACAGUCCGCACUGUCUGAGGCAUGCUCAGGGCUGAGAAGAGAUAGCCUUUUAUUUAUCUUCAGUGGUCUCUCUCCGUCUGAGAGUUCCCAAGAGCAAGACAGGGUACAGUGCUUUAAAAGUACCCAGCAGCAUCUAGCACAUGUAACUCAGUUGAAAGCAGUGGAUUUGACAAUUUUUCGUUAUUAUUAUUUUUGUCAGCUUGCUCUGCCAGUUUGAGAUGCUCUUCUAGGUGGCCGCAUCAUUCUGAAUCUACGUCCCUGGCUUCUCUUUGAGGCAAUCAUCCUGUAAGACUGGAUAGUAAGGGACUCAGAUGAGAAUGUAUGUGAGUCUAGGUAGCCUGUCCCCAGGAUAGAGAACCCUCUCUACAGAAAGCCCCCUCCUACUAAAUGCCUGGCAGACCCCAAGCAACACAUUAUCAGGAUUGGGAAGCUUCUGGGUCACAACCCCAUGAUGGGGAAGUACCACUGGAGUUGAUAUUUCCCACACCCAGCAGCACACAAAAUGGCAUCCAUUUUUAUCACCACAUGUUCUGCUGCAAUGGUCAGCCCUUGAGCCAGCUCACUCAUUGCCCCUGCCCCAGUUGAUUAGACCAGGAGCAGAAUUUGAGGCACGUCUUCUAGGGAUGGUUCUUUGUAGGCUGGAUUAUGGUAGGUGAGCUGUACCAUUUGGGGCUGUGGUGAUAGGGCACGGUGCAUGCCAGCUGCCCAGGGACAGAAAGGUCAUCUUCUAAGCCUUCCCCAGAGCUGCAGAAAAGCAGAUGUGUUUUUCUGGGGGGUGUUCUCCCAACAGGCACAACAAAGAGACUUCUGGGUGGUGCAUUGAUCUUCUGGUCACUGCCCAGAAUUACACAGUUGCAGAGAGUUUUCUGGAUAGCUCCUGGGUAGAGAAUAUACUCCCUGGGUUCUGAAUUCUAGGUGCUGUCCCAUAAACUCCUCUAAAGAAGUUUCACCCUGCAUCUAGCCAGGAGUAUGUUGAGCCUCGUGGCUUCUGCUGAUAACGCUACAGUCGAUAAUGUCUACUAUAGAAAACGGUGGUACCCACUCAUCCUAUCUAAGACACUGGACCAAGAGGCUUGGGCAGGAUGAGAUGACUUCCUUACCAUGCCUUUCCAGAAUCUUGCACAAAAUGCUCCUUUGUGUAGUCCUCCCCCAACCUUAGGAGCUUCAGUGAUGUCAUGAAGUUUGGAGGGGGAGGGCUACCACCCUGCAUUUGGGGGAGGGUGACAGGGGCCGAGAGGAUCAGAAAUGCAGCUGAGAAGGUGGCUCAAAAUAGCUCAUGGAGAACAGGCUUCUGCUUGACAGGCUGACAAGGAUGUGCCUGGAGCCAAACGCUCCUCUUUGAAUGCUCUGUCUCCUUCUAAUUAUGGAUCUGUCAGGAGGAAGAGAAGCCAGCGCCUGCCUGACCCCUGUGACCCCUCACUUAACGUGGCAACAGGGAAGUAAAGCGGAGUCCCCAUUAGCAGGGUCAGACGCCUAGGGCUGCCAGGACCAGAACUGGGAGCAGAAUUCAAAGGCGUCUUCUGUCACAUCUGGCACUCCACCUCUUACUUCCAUCAGUACUUGAAAUUCUUUCUUCUCCUCCCCCAUUACCCAGAGCUCACCUGGGCCUCUCAGUGGGAACAGGGGUGACCCCUGUUCUCAGAGUGUAGUAUCCAGGGCUAGGACCUCCUUCUCUAAUACGUAGAUGAACCAACUGGUGCAUGAGAAGUUACUGGAAAUAACCUCACCAUGAGAAACUGGUUCUUUGCUCCUUCAUCAUAGAUAGGACACAACUGACCACACACUCCGAUGAAUAUUUUUUUACAGAUAAAAUAUCUAUGCAUGAAACCUUUUAUAGAAGGAUUUAUAAUUUUCUCUAAUUUAAUGAACAACUCGUGCAAACUUGGGUUUUACUUUUGUCACAGAGUACCUGCUUACAUGUCUAAGGACUCAGAGUAAUAGCACAUAUUGCCAUAAUGGGGUGACCAGGCUGCUGUAAGGUUGGUCACUGCAUUGCAUCAAAAUGGGUUUAGCUUUCCAGGCAAGCAAGAUGCUUAUGGGUCUUAUUCUGGACAAAGAAUUUACCUCUUUAGAAAAUUUUGGAAUAGGUAUGAGUGUUCCCUUUUUUCUUUCCUUUCUCUUUUCUUUCUUCCUUCUCUGAUUCUCUCCUUCUUUCUCCAUUCCCCCCCAAAAUACUUUCUGUCUAUCAGUUCUGUCCCUGAACAGGGCAUAGCCACUGUAGGUAAGGAAAAGGCAGACGUGGAUCCUGCCUCUGGGGAGUUUACAUUCUUACAAGCAGGAAGAAAAUACAUAACUAGCUGUGGUUUCAGGUAUCAAUAUAAAGAAAAUAAAAUAAUAAAAUAUAGUAAUGAUAAUAAAUAAUCAAGUUGAAUGUAUUAGAGGAAUGGGAGACGUCAGAGUUGAGAGAGUCAAGGAAGGUGUCUCUGAGGAGAGGUGUUUUAGUUAAGGUUUUAUUGCUGUGAGUAAACACCAUAACCAUAACAACCCCUAGAAAGAAAAAUGUUUAACUGGUGCUAACUUGAGCUUUAGUCCUUUAAAAUCAUGGUGGGAAGCAUGGCAGCUCGAAGGCAGACGCGGUGCUGGACUUGUUGAGAGUUCUACAUCUGGGUCAGCACAGACACUGGGCCUAGUUUGAACAUUUGAAAUAUCAAAGCCCACCCCCAGUGACACACUUCUCCCAACAAGGCCGCACCUCCUAAGAGUACACUCCCAAUUUGUCUUUGGGGCCAUUUUCACUCAACCCACCACUAGCAGCGUUUGGAGGCCAGGAGAAAGGGGACAGUUAUGGGAACGUAACACACGGUAACUAUAUCUGUGUAUAAAGGAAAAUACAUUGACUGCAAUAAAGCAUUUCCUUAGAAACAUGAACUAAAGCUCUCUGUUCUUUUUUGCCCUCUUGGUCCUUGGCUCUCAGCUACUUGUCCCCUCUCCUCUCUCUCUUCUCUUCCUCUCUCAGCCUCUCUUCCUGACUCUUCUCAUGGCCCAGUUCAGUCUGUUGGCCAUGUUCUUUCUUAGAUUUUUCCAGAUGCCUCUGGCUGUACUCUCUCUCAUAUCUAUGAUAAAAAUCCUUCUCCUCAACCAUAAAAGAGAGAGAGAAAGGAAAGAAGGAAGGAAGGAAGGAAGGAAGAAAAACUGGAGUAAGACAAUAUGCAUAAAGUAUAUUUACUGUGCAUUAUUGAAUGAAUUGUGAUUCUUACCACCCCAAGAUUAUAUAUUGAACUCCUAACUCCUGGUACCUCCUUGUUUGACUGUAUUUGAAGUAAGAUAAUUGUAGAUGUAAUUAGUUAAAAUGAGAUCACUAGGAUGGGUCAUAGUCUGGUACCAAAUAUCAAAUUCAAAUAGAGAUGUAUAAUAGUGUUUAUUUAUACACAAGACUGGUUCUCUGUAUAUACAUACAUGUAUAUGCUCACAUAUUCAUUUUUUAUUUACUUAUAUAAACUGACCCAUUUAUUACAGAGGUAGCAGAGCUCACAGUUGGCCUGCUGAGGAACCAAGAUAUUAAUGCUAUACUCUCAGUCUGAGUUAGAGUACGAAUGCAGGAGACCAAUGUCUCUAUUUGAGAAUAGACAGACAACACACGUUCUCUCCCAGCAUGCACCUUUCGUUUUAUUCAGACCUGUUGUGAGUGUCUGACACCCAUAUAUAAAAGGAAGGCCAACUGCUCUACUCAGUUCUUGACUCAAAGCUAAUCUCAUCUAGAAACAUCUUCACAGAUGAACCCAGACUAAUGUUUAACCAAACAUCUGGCUACAUAGGGACUCAGUCAAGUUGAAUCUAAGGAACUAGCACACAAAAUGACUCAGUUAAAAGCAUUUUGAAAAGAUGAGAGAUGGGAAGAAGGAGGUUGGAAGACUGCUAUGCCCUGGAUGUUGGCUUCUGGGGCAUCUAUUGCCUGCUGGUCCUUGGUAGAACUUCAAGGCUCAUGUACACUUCUUCUUUUUCCACAGCCAUCUCUAACUUCUAAGAACAACGUGGAGAUUAGCUGCAUCCUUCUCAUAUGGCUGUGGUUAUGGAGGAUCGUAAACUGGGAGGCUGAGACACUGGGAACUUAUUCUCUCUCUCACAGUUCCAUAAGACAGAAAUUGGAAAGAGAUAUAUCCCCGCAGCCCCAAGAUUCAGCAUGGAACCUUUCCUUGCCCCUCUUGACUUCUAGCAUUGACCUCCUCUUUGGGGUGUUCCUUGGCUUGGACUGUGUUACUUUAUUCUGUCUGUAUCUCCUCAUGGUGCUUUCUUCUUACUUAAUGAUGCCAGGAUUUUUGAAUUAGGCUCUGCCUUAGUUACUGUAUCUUAUCUUGAUUAUAUCUGCGAAGAGAUAUACAAAUUAAGUCCUAGUCACAGGCAUUGAGUGGGACUCCAUAUGCAUUUGGUUGACACAACUCAAGACUCUUGUCUCCAUGGGUUUCUCACAGUAGCCAAAGAUAUGAUGACAGGGGCCUUGGUUAUUAAAUUGGCAAGAAUUACAUUGUUCUUUCAGUUAUCAACAAACUGUAAGUGACCAGACACCCAGAAAUUUCUCUGAAGCCUUGAAGCACCCUCGCCCAUGCCUCAGAUCCAAGAAAAGGUUUUUUUCUAUUAAAUUGUUUUACAUUUAUUUGUUUAUUAAGAAAGUGUAUGUGUGAGCAUGCAGGCACACACAUACACAAACAAACAUGCACACAUGCUUGUCAGAGAACAAUUUCUUGGAAUCUGAUUUCCCCUUCUACCAGGGGCUUCAGGAAUUGAACUCAAGUCAUCAAACUUAGUUAGUAAGUGUUCUUAACCACUGAGCCACCUUGUCAGACGUCCAACAGGGGAAGUUUUAAAAUCAAACUGUGGCCACUGAGUGAGAUUUGCUUUCUUCUCAAAUGUGUAUCCAGAAGUUACCAAAAGAAAGGGUAGGUGGGGCAGCCCUGUAAGCAAAGGCAAGUUGAAGUAAGUGUCUAUUUAGUCUAGCCACCGGUGUUCCUGUGGCAGUCUGCCAGUCAGAGAUCCCAGUAAAAAUGUAGGCAGAGAAGGACCCUGGUGCCUCUUCUUGGUGCUCUGUUGGGGUGGGAAUUCUUGACUGUAAUCUUUUCCUGAGGACAUAAGGAAGGCCCAUGAAGGGUAUUCUGUUUCCUGUCACUCACUGACUGCCAUUCAAAUACCUUCCCAGAAAUCUUUGGUGCUUCUAUUUUUGGCAUGAUUCAGCUUUUAUUCAUUUUCUGUUGUCUGCCCCCCUCCCUGCGCACCCAUACAAUCCUCCCAGCUCAAACUCUGGCUUCAGGCAGGACUCCCAUUAGCCCCAGGGACUGGGGGGAGAAACAUUUAAUCUGCAAAAUUACUUUGAACUUAUCUGAAGGGGGGCUCUUGGAUUCAUGGUGUGAUUUCAAUAGCCAAAUCUCAUUCCAGUCUCUGUGGGAAGAUGGGGUGGGGGAGAUUUACUUCAGCCAUUUUAUCCCAAGUAAAUCUUGACUAUCUUGGGUUUUACAUUUUAACGAGAAACAAGCACUUUAUAAUAACGGCCCAGAUUAAACUCCAACAUACUUUCAAACCAUUAACCUGAAGGAAUUGUAACGAUAAAUUAAACAUAUUAAUGAUGCUGUACUACAAGCUCAAAAUUUGUUAGGUAAUUGUAGAUUAUUAACAACCAACGUGACUUAUCAUCUAUCAUUGGGGGAAAAUGGACUAAAACACUGAUUACAUAGUAUGUACACAUUGGCAGAAUAAAUAAAAACAAAAAUGGCUGUUAACAGGAAAAGCAGACCCGCUAGGACAUUUUCAUGCAGGAUUCAGAGAAGGCAGCUCUUUUCCACAUGGUUCUGCCUCUCUCUCCAUCCUUCCUUCACUCCCCUUCUGCUUUUUCCUCUGUUUCCCUUUCUCUUCUUCUCUUCCCAGCCAUCAAGCUCACUGUGCUUUGAGCUUAGCAUCCCAGUUGAGGAUUUGCUGUGAAUAACCUUGUCUAUGGUUCUCCAGUAGCUCUGUAGACAAUACAAGUGUCUGCAGUCUCUUCUUACCCAUUGUCUUGCUGUCUUUGGUUACCUUAGAGUUGCUCAAUGUGGUCCAGGUCUUCAUUGGUCCUCUGGUGGACAUUGUGAUUAUUUGUACCUGAAUUUAUUUGUAUUUUGUGUGGAAUCACUAUGUGCUUGGAGGAGCCACAGUGAGAGGAGGAUCACACUACCUUAGAGGGUAGGGUUUAUUUCCCAUAGCUGCCAAGAUACCGAAGACUGGUGACCACAAUAAUGAUGGCAGUGGUGGUGGUGAAGUCUUCCUGCUAUGACAACCUUGUAAAUUUCGCCAUGGUAUUGUCAAUCUUGGGUUGAGUCCUUUUUUGGAACCUGAAAUAAUGUUCUUCACCUAAUCAUGGUCACCACUCUAAGCUAGCAGAGUUUUCUUCAACCACAACGCAAGAGGUCCUCCCGGAGGACUGCCUAGCACAAUGACAACCUAUACCAUAGAGCCCUUGGGAGACAGGAGGACAAUAGACCUGCACUGGAGGAGAGCAUCUGCCUUAAUGGCUAGAAUAAAUCUUCUCUUCACCUUUCCAUGGAGAAGUGUGCUGGGUUGACAGUGACACAAAUUAAAAGUCAUCUGACAGGAAGAAGCCUCAAUAAAAAACAAAACAAAACAAAACAAAUAAACAAACAAAAAAAAACAGCUUCCAUAAGAUUGAGCUGUAGCCGAACCUGUGGAGCAUUUUCUUAAUUAGCGACUGAUAGGGAAAGCCCAGACUAUUGUUGGCGUUACCACCAAGCAUCUGGCCACUGGUUCUAUGACUCAUGGGUCAGCCCUAAGCGUUAUGCAGGCACAGGUGAUUUAUAGCCAUCUUAUGGGGUAGGAGAGAAGGGCUAGGCAAGGUGAAGUCACAGGGACCACAGCUCAGUGGCCACCUGAGUUAUGAGUCUCUGCUUCCAUACAUCUCUUCCCUCCAUGGAUUCCCAUUAUGUCACCAUAGUGUCCCAUGGGCGCCAGAGGAGCAUACACUGAUAUAAAUGGCCCCUCCUCCAACCUUGUAGUUCUCAUCCUGAAGUCUUUUCUGUUUGCAUUUUCAGAAGACAAAUGAGAGCAGUGGGGGGACUGACUGUGCCUCUCCCCCUGAAUGACCCUGAACAUCACAGAAAAUGGAGCCUCGGGAUUUUGUGACAUCCUUUUCCUCCUAAGCAUCUCUUCUUGUUUCAGAGUGACUCAAUGACUUCCUAAGCCCGCAAUACAGAACAGGUCACAAUAACAUAAAAAAUGCGUAUGCUAGGUGAGGUAUUUAAGAAGUAAAGGCAAGGAGAUGCUGUCUCCAGCCUCCGGAAGCAGGAGAGGUGGGGAGACUCUGCUUCUUAGGUGUGCUUUGGGGAUUGAAAUGUCAUCAGAGUCACUAAGAGGGAGCUGUGGUCAGGACACCCAACUACUCGUGUGUGUGUGUGUGUGUGUGUGUGUGUGUGUGUGUGUGUGUGUGUGUGUGAGUGUGUGUGUGUGUGUGUCUGACUGUCUGUCUUGGGGGAGUGCGGGGUGUGGGUAUGUGAUUGCUGGUAGCCUCUGAGGCCAGAGGCAUCAGAUCUCUCUGGGACUGGAGUUACAGAUAGCUGUGAGCUGUCCACAUGGGUGCCGGGGAUCAAACUUUGAUCCUGAGUAGUACCUUUCUUAACCACUGAGCUGUCUCUCCACCACCACCCCCCUCCUCCCCACCGUGUGCCCUCUUGCUGUGUGGUACAUACUUCUCUCGAAUCCUGAUGUGGAUGGAAUGGAAAUAAUUCGGGCAGCCUUUUUAAGGAAGCUAAACUCAAGCAAGCCCUUGUCUGUCCGGCUUAUAGAUUCUAUGCAAAUUGGGGUCUCAGACCAAAGUGCCUGCCUGUGAAGAUGUCUAGAUUCUUCACACAGUCUCUUUGAAACCCCAUCCCCUCUCUGUGUUCAUUUUGACUGAACAAUGAUUCUACUAUGACUAUCCCUGGUUUGUGCUUCAGAUCUAAAAGAUGGAAACACUGGAUUCAAAUCUGCCAAGAGCUUCUAUUUGCACGGUACUCUGUAUUUCUAAUAUCCCUCCUCCCUUUCUCCUUCCACGGCUUCCUUUCUUGUGCAUGUUUAGACUGGGCAGAGUUCCCAGGGACUUGGGACUAUGCUAGGGGUUUUCCCAUCCCCGUACAUGAGUGUGCCCAGGCACGCACAUACGCCUACACUUUUAGUGCAUGCAUCCUAUCUCUGCAGAAGACUUUGUUGUAACCCUCCUCACCUCCCCACCGGAAUAGCUUUUAUUUCUUGAGCAUUUACCAGGUACUAACACCUGUCCUCCAAACCCCCUUCAUGUCUAUCUCUCUGCCUGCCUGCAGCUCUGUGUGCAGACAGGCACAUACCAGCAUCUAAGGUGGCGGGGAAACAGCUUUUCCAGGGGAUCACAAAUAUGAGCAGAUGCCAGGGAUGGCCCAUCAUCUCUUAUUCAUAGUAGUUGUUCAUCCCCUGGAUCAGGCAGUGUGUACAGAGACUGUCACUGCUGGCAUAAAGCACAUCCAAGAGGUUGCCACUGGCAGCUCCCUGGGAAUUAGACCAUGGUUUUAAAAACAAAACAAAAACCCAACAACAACAAACGCUUGCUUAGAACUCAGACACGCUAGGAUAACUGUAGAUCUUAUGUUCACGCACACCCUGGGCUUGACAUUCUUGCCUUCAGCAGCUUGGCAGAUAGGAAAAAAAAUAUAACAGUUUGUUUUGUGUGUGAGCAGAGUUAACUUAACCAACCCCUGGCAAGCUUUCCUCUCUGUCAAGACAAAGUGAUGGAGGGAGGUGAGGACAGGCAAGUAUGUAUGAGGGCAGCCAGGUAAAAAGAGACAGAAGGCAGGCUGUGAUCACAGGAGUAGACAUUCUCAGGCUGCCCACAGGAGGCCAUGUAGAGGGCCUCAGGGAGGAGCAUGCCUGCAACGGAGCACAGAAGGAUGGGGAGAUCUUGGCAAUAAGUGAUGUUUGGUUGCUGGCCGUUGCUGGGGGCACUCUCAUAUCCUCCGCUACUAAAAUUAUCUCUUCAAGUACAAUAAAGCAUCAAGGAUUAUUCAGUGCAGGCAACUUAAUGGAUUAAGUCCUCUGAGCUUCUGAGUCCACAGAGUUCGACUUACUGUUGAGUUCCCAAAUGCCACUGGACAGUGGCAGGCCCUCAGAACCACUAGCACGGAAGCCUGAAGCUUCUUGCUUUAAAUUCUUCUGACCCAGGAUGUCCUGAAGGCUGUAUAUGAAUGUGGUUUGCAUACUGUACCCACCAAAAGAAACUCUUGACCCAGUGAGAAGGAAAAGGGGGGAAUGCUGAGACCCCCAUCUCUGUUCCCCUCUUGCCGACAGAAGGGAAGAAGUGAAAGACAUCCUUCUUUGGUUUCUAGCCUGCUACAUGUUGAACUGCGGUCCUCCAAAAGAAAAA
Molecule: messenger RNA, 37503 nt
Organism: Rattus norvegicus (Norway rat)
Lineage: Eukaryota; Metazoa; Chordata; Mammalia; Rodentia; Muridae
Source: RefSeq, a predicted model, not a curated record